ACAAUAAAUAAACAAAUAUAUUUUGUUGGAUUUUCCUCACUGUAGAAGAAAACUUAUACAGUACUAGUACUAAUUUAUAACAAAAGGACCCUAAAAGAUUGAUUUUAAUUUCUGAGGAAAGAGGGAAAAAAAACUAGGAAAUAUAAAAAACUGUCGUAAGAAGACAGGAAGAGGAAACGAAAACAGAUGUGAGCUCUCUCUCUCGUCUUAAACUUUAAUAUCCUCUCCUCUCAGUUACUACUACUACUCUCGGCCAUGGCCAGCGACGGUGGCGUUUCAUGUCUACGGAGGUCGGAGAUGAUGAGCGUCGGCAUCGGAGGAAUAGAUUCUCCACCGUUGGAUGUAGACGAAGUUCACGUCCUGGCCGUCGACGACAGCCUCGUUGAUCGGAUUGUCAUCGAGAGAUUGCUUCGUAUUACCUCCUGCAAAGUCACGGCGGUAGAUAGCGGAUGGCGUGCUCUGGAGUUUCUAGGGAUAGACAACGAGAAAGCCUCUGCAGAACUCGAUAGAUUGAAAGUUGAUCUGAUCAUCACCGAUUACUGCAUGCCUGGAAUGACUGGUUACGAGCUCCUCAAGAAGAUUAAGGAAUCGUCCAGUUUCCGACAAGUCCCGGUUGUAAUAAUGUCGUCGGAGAAUGUAAUAACCAGAAUCGACAGGUGUCUUGAGGAAGGUGCGGAGGACUUCUUACUGAAACCGGUGAAACUCGCCGACGUGAAACGCCUGAGAAACUAUUUAGCCAGAGACGUUAAACAUUCUAACGGUAACAAACGGAAGCUUCCAAAAGAUUCGCCGCCGUUGACUCUCUCGCCUGAUUCGUCGGACUCUUCUCCGCCGCGGUCGACUCUCUCGCCUGAUUCGUCGGACUCUUCUCCGCCGCCGUCGACUCUCUCGCCUGAUUCUUCGGACUCUUCUUCCCCGCCGUUAUCUCCCGUGGAGAUCUUUUCCUCGCCGCUACUUUCUCCAUUAGACGAUGAAGUUGACGAUGUGCUGACAUCGUCGCCGGAGUCUACUCCGUCGCUGGUUCGACGGCAGAAGAUGAGGAGUCCCGGAUUAGAUUAGUGACCUUUUCCCGGGGUCCGUGUAAUAUCGAUCUCCGUUAACUUUUUUUACCCUUUGACGGCACGUUGACUUGACGCUGUCAAUUUUAUAGAUGUCCUUUAAUCUCGCUCCACGUGGACGUACUUCUGUUUCUAAAAGCUUUUCGAAUUUCCUAUAAUUAUUUUAAUUAUUACUAUUAUGCAACAUAAUACGUUAUGGUUUUGAGUUUUGACUUUGUGUUUUAGUAUAUAAAAGAUAAUGGAAGAAAAUAACUUUAUAGUUCACACUA
Molecule: messenger RNA, 1327 nt
Organism: Brassica napus (rape)
Lineage: Eukaryota; Viridiplantae; Streptophyta; Magnoliopsida; Brassicales; Brassicaceae
Product: two-component response regulator ARR4-like
Exons: 5
Coding region: 256-1059 (267 amino acids)
Biological process (GO): phosphorelay signal transduction system; cytokinin-activated signaling pathway
Source: RefSeq, a predicted model, not a curated record